Messenger RNA from Monomorium pharaonis (pharaoh ant), 2561 nucleotides. Its product is annotated as dipeptidase 1. NCBI's taxonomy places the organism in Eukaryota, Metazoa, Arthropoda, Insecta, Hymenoptera, Formicidae. Gene Ontology annotation, molecular function: metallodipeptidase activity. The coding region runs from base 348 to 1826 and encodes 492 amino acids. Gene Ontology annotation, biological process: proteolysis. The record is from RefSeq and is a predicted model, not a curated record. The transcript has 8 exons.
ACUUUUUUGUUUAUGAAAAAAAGUUACACAGCUAAUAUCAACAAUUAAAUGGAGAACACUGAUUAAAUCCUUGAGAUUUAAUUAAGAGACAUAGAUAUAUACUUUUUAACUUUUAAGUUACAUGCGCAUUAAUUAUAGAAAGUUAAGGAGCAAUAUUCUUAUUAAUGCCAAACACCUCGAGGAUUGUUAAUAAUUUUUCGGACUCGCGCAAGAACGGGUCGAUAUAGGGGUUGACGCGUGCGCUGACGUCCGACGCCGCGUCGGGACGCCGUACCUUCCGUAUUUACGGUACAGCAAAAACCCUGGUGCAGGGGUAAAGAGUGAACGGUAGGACGUCGAGGAGAAAUAUGUUUGAGCUCUACGGUGUCGGUAAGGAUGGCAUGGUGUAUCGCUCGCCGCCUCCCAGAAGAAAGGAAGUCGACAUUCUUUCGGAGACAUGCCUGCAGCUCUCGUCGCCGGAAUUCAUGAGAAAAUUGCCCAACGGCGAUGCACUUCACCACAUCAAGGACACGGGUGUCUCGACUUCCUUCAACAAGGCUAAAGAACCACCAAGAGAGAGCAGAGGCAGUGCCGUGAGAAGAUGGAUGGUAAUGACUGGAUUCUUCUUCCUCGGAUGUGCCUUAGUGGCCGGAGUAGGUCUGCCUCUCGCCUUGGAGCUCCGGAGCUCUCAUCUGCUGGAAGCUAGACUGCAGGUGGUCCGAAGAAUGCUCUCAGAGGUCCCGCUGAUCGAUGGGAACAACGACUUCGCCUGGAACCUGCGCAAGCAUCGUGGCAGCACGAAGCUGGGUAACUUCCCCUUCGACGAGGAUCUGUCGCGCAACAGCAGCUGGGGUCCCCAGUGGCAGACCGACCUGAUCCGCCUGGAGCAGGGGAUCGUCGGGGCGCAAUUCUGGUCGGCCUACGUGCCGUGCGAGGCCCAAUUCCUUGACGCCGUGCAGCUCACCCUCGAGCAGAUCGACAUCGUGCGCCGGCUCACCGCGCGCUACCCCAAGCGCAUCCGGAUGGUGAGGACGAGCGACGAGCUGGAGCAGGCGCACCGGGACGGGGUGAUCGCCAGCCUGGUCGGGAUAGAGGGUGGCCACAGCAUCGGUACCUCCAUGGCGGUGUUGAGGAGCUUCCACCGGCUGGGCGCGCGUUACAUGACCCUGACCCACAAGUGCAAUACUCCAUGGGCGGACUCGUGCUCCGUGGACGAUCCGAACUCGGACGCACCCUCCGAUUUCCACAGCGACGGUCUCUCGCCGUUUGGCAAGGCGGUCGUCCGGGAGCUGAAUCGGCUCGGCAUGCUCGUCGAUCUCUCUCACGUCUCGGUGAGGACGAUGAGGGACGCCCUCGCCGUAACAAAGGCGCCCGUUAUAUUCUCGCACAGCGCCGCCAAGGCUCUCUGCAACUCCUCGAGUAACGUCCCGGAUGAUGUGCUACGGAAUUUGUCUCUCAACGGUGGUCUGGUUAUGGUCAGUUUCGACAGCGCGCAUUUAAGCUGCAGCGAUAAGGCCUCCAUGUACGACAUCAUAGCUCACAUCAAUCACAUCAGACUAACAGCUGGUGUGAACCACGUGGGCCUCGGUGCGGGCUACGACGGAAUAUUGAGGCCGCCGACGGAAUUGCCAGACGUUUCCGGCUACCCUUUGCUGCUGGCCGAGCUGACCAGGGAACGUAGAUGGUCCGCGACCGAUAUAAAGAAACUCGUGGGCGGAAAUCUGCUGCGCGUCUUCAAGGAAGUGGAGGAUCACGCGGCGACUCAGACACAUCAGUUUCCGGCAGAGGAGUGGAUUCCUCAGGAACUCAUCGAGGAUAGCGCCUACUGUAGAUACCACGACACAUAGAGAGCCGUCUCUUUCUCUUUCUCUCUUUCUCUUGAUCGUACGAUCGUUCCCGUCAUCGAAAUUGUCAUUGAUUUCCACGAGGUGGAUGAUUCUCUCUUAAAGAGGUAUGAUCGAAAAUUCAAACUGCUUCAAUUUGUUGAAAAUUAUAUAGAAAAUUAUUUAAAGCGAAGCUAAUAUGUAUAUGUUAAUAUAGCUUUUAAGAUAAUUUUUGAUGUGUUAAAGAAAUUUAGUAACGUUGUUGAAAAAAUGAUUUAAAAAUUGUUACAAAUAUAUUUAAGAUAAUUGAAAUGUAAGCUGUUGUAAAAUUUUAGGUAUAGGUAAUUGUUGAAACAUGUGCUAAGGUUUUUUUGUAACGUACUAAAGUAACGUAGCUGCCUAAUUGUAUGUACAGUCACAUCUAAUGUUUUUAACUGCAAAAUUAAAAAAUUAUAUAUAAACAAUAUUAAAAUCUUAUAAACAAUGAUGUAUAUCAAUACCAUUAAUUUAAUUUUACGCAAUCGAUGUAAAUAGUAAAAUGAAAUGAAUAAUAAUCUCAUGAGGUACACAUGCUAAAAUUUUAACAAUUUGUACUUAAUAAUGUAAGUUGUUUUUUGCUUAGAUUUGUAUCGAUCAUACCUUCUUAAAAAAGAGAAACACACUUUAUCAUCUUUGUACCUGGAGCGCUCCAACUGUUUUACAUUUUUAAUAAAGUAUAAUGUUCUGUUUACAUUUUUAAUAAAGUAGCAAUAAACUCUC